CCGCUUUGCCCUCGCCCGACAUGGCCGCCAUUGCCAUGGCGCCCGACGCCCAUGCCCGUACCCGCACCUAAGAUGGCGGGAGCGGGUCGUGCCGCCCCGCUCGUGUGAAGGGCCGCCUCCCGUACCCGCCCCUCGCGUGGGUGUGCCCCGCUGACACCCCGUGUUCCCCGAGCUGUCAAGGCGAGCCUGGUGAGCCAGUGAGCUGCUGCAGCUUUGUGAGCAAGUGUGAGAGCAGCUGGGACAGGGAAGUUGACCAGCUUGGUUGAAAUCUGUAUUUGCAGAGUACUUGUGUCAUUAAAAAAACCUGACAUAACAGCACUGGAAAGUCUAUAAGAGUCAGAAUGCUGGAGCAAGACGGGAAGGAGGUUGGAUCCCCAGAGCAUAUGCAACUACACUGACCAAGAUACAUCCAUUUCUCUGUCAUCACAGUUAAAGUCUUUCUGAAAUUCCAUCAUCAUUUAACACAUCACCAUGUUGGCUCACACUACUGUUUUUUUAGCCCUACCUAAUGAUUUGCUCAGAGAAGCAAAGGAAGCAUAGAAAAGCUUUGUGUGUGUGCCCAGUACUCUCUAAAGUGAACUAGACUACAGAUUUGUUGUUUUUCCAAUGCAUCAACUUUUGAAGGCAUGAGAGUAUUUAAGUGGAAGAUUUUUCUUAGACCUACAAGAGGUCAGAGCCCAAAUACGUGGACUUGCGUUUUCUGAAGCUCCAGGCACAAAACUACGUAGUUUUUAUAAUGAAAGACAGAAAACUUUAUGUGAGGCAUAUUUCAGGUGACUGUAGUUAAUUAGGUAUUACGGUCACAGGGCUCAAAAGUGUGUGUAGAACAAGGAAGUGGAACAUGGAGAGGAGGAGGACAGGGUGGGGAGGGGAAGUAAACACGUCAGUGGCAGGUCUGGAUCAGUUUGGUAAAAUGUUUGAAUCCUGAACAGCCUGACACAAAUUUUGGUGUAGCUAACGAGCCUCCCCGCUUGACCCGUGAGGAGGUUACUGACUGAGACAGUGAAAGUUUCGUGCUUCCACCUGUGACGCUUUACACGCACAUAAAGAACCAGCUGGUGACUCGUAACAUUGAGUUUCCACUCGAGCUUGUGGGGUCCCGGUGAUCUUCCCCGCCCCAGAGAGAGGCAGGAGGUCCAGAGCAUCCACCAGGUCCCGGCGGGGGAGGGCGAUGCGGAUCCCGGUGGGGCACUCGGCAGAGGGGACAGAGGUUGACACCUGGCAGAGAUUACUCCUGGCUGGGGACGGGCUGCGGGAGCUGCGCUGCCCAUGCGGGAGUCCCGCCGAUGGCGAUGGAGCAUUCGGGGACCGCCGAGCAGGAAUGAGCAGCUCCGGCUGCGCUGCCGUCUCCACCCCGGGCAUCCUCCCGGGGCUCCGGCAACUCGCCUUUUGCUCCUGAACCUGCAUUCACUGGCCGGUCCCGUCCCCGGUUUUCGGUAACCCCCUGCGGCCAUCUCCCCUUCCCCUCCUUUAAGCGUCCCUAUGCCGGCGGAGUCACAUGUUUGGUCUUUGAUGCCUUUAAUCCCACCCUCACCGCGCGAGAGGGAGGAGAGAAAUUCGCGGAAGAGAAGUGAGCCACAAGCCCAGUGCCAAGAUAGCGGCGGGAGCGGAGCUGCGAGCGGGAGGGAGGCGGGAGCGGCGAUGCGAGGCUGCCCUGCGGAUCGGAAAGGGAAGAAGAUGAAAAUGACUGUACCAACAGUUUCUGAAAACAGAGUGGCUUCUGUGAAGUCAGAACCAUCCUAAAGGAUAGAAAACAGCCUGAACAGAAACUCUGAUUUAAAUCCUGCGGAUAAGAUCAAACUUCACCUCUGCAGAAGCUUGGACAACUUGUGCAGGUUUGGCAGCCACUGCCCCGGUGAUAGCUUGCUAUCCAGGGAGGAGCAUGCACUGGAACUGAAGGAUUGAGGGAUGAACAGCACCGGAGUGCCCUCCUUCUGCAGCAGUUAUGUUACACCAAGCCUGGCAGCUCUGUGGGAGGUGGUGCCGCUGGUCCAGCUCUGUUGUCCAUCUUAUCAUGCUGACUGUGAUGACGUUCGGGGUGGUUGCCCCUUUGAUUUGCCACCGGCUCCUCCACUCCUAUUUCUAUUUGCGGCGCUGGCACCUGAACCCCAUGAGCCAGGAGUUCCUGGAGCACAACCAGCAGGAGGGACAGGACGCCCUCCAUUACUUUGAGAAGAUGCAGAUACCAAAUGCCUCUGAGGCCUCUGGCAGUGAUGCCUUCCAGCCCUUGCUGCUGAUCACCAUUAUCACUGUGCAGAGGCGGUAUGAUUUCCACUAUGUCCUACAAGUGGCCUCCCGCUUCCACCGCCUCCUCCAGGAAUGUGGUGCACGCUGCCGGAGCCACCGCGUGCUCCUCUGCAACGUGGAAUCAGACCCCAGUAGCCAUCAGGAUGUCAGAUUGCUGAGCAGCUUCUUUCCUAUGGUCAGUCGUGACAGAACUGGAGAGAACCCUGACCCCAGAGUGAACCAGUUUGAGAAGGAGAAGCAGGACUAUGUCUUCUGCCUUGAGCAGUCCCUGCUAUCAUACAACCCGCAGUACAUCCUUGUAGUGGAAGAUGAUGCUGUGCCAGAGAAGGAGAUAUUCUCUGUCCUGCAGCACCUCUUCUUGGCGCGGUUCUCCAAACCAUACCUCAGAGAUGCUCUUUACUUCAAGCUCUACCAUCCUGAGCGGCUCCAGCACUACUUCAACCCGGAGCCCAUGAGGAUCCUGGAGUGGUUGGGCCUGGGCAUGUUGCUGGGGCCGGUGCUGAGCUGUGUGUACUCAUGGGCACUGGGGCGGCCCAGCCCCAGCUGGCUGCUCGUGCUGUUCUUUGCUCUGUACAGCAUGGCCCUGUCGGAGCUGGUGGGGCGGCACUACCUGCUGGAGCUGCGCCGCCUGCACCCCGCGCUCUACAACGUGGUGCCAGUCACCGAGUGCUGCACCCCAGCUAUGCUAUUCCCAGCUCCCUCUGCCCGGCGUGCCUUAGGUUACCUGCAGGGGCUGCACUGCCGGCAGGGAUUUGCUAAGGACACUGCCCUCUACUCCCUGCUGUGGGCCAAGGGGGAGAACGCCUAUGUGGUGGAACCCAACCUGGUCCGCCAUGUGGGAAUGUAUUCCAGCCUCCGGCUGAACAGCAGCCCGAAGCUGCUGUGAUCUGUGCAUGCCUUUCCAGACACAAAAGCCAGGGAACUUGCCACUGGGCAGAAGGGGAAGUGUGCAACUGGGAUAUUGUGCUGCUUGCACCAGGCUUCCUGUGCCUCCAAAUGGACAAAGAAUAACUCUCUUUAA
Corapipo altera (White-ruffed manakin) is the source of this 3268-nucleotide messenger RNA. It is a transcript of the gene PGAP4, whose product is annotated as transmembrane protein 246. The transcript is spliced from 7 exons. Gene Ontology annotation, molecular function: glycosyltransferase activity. Gene Ontology annotation, cellular component: Golgi membrane. The coding region runs from base 1946 to 3133 and encodes 395 amino acids. NCBI's taxonomy places the organism in Eukaryota, Metazoa, Chordata, Aves, Passeriformes, Pipridae. The record is from RefSeq and is a predicted model, not a curated record. Gene Ontology annotation, biological process: GPI anchor biosynthetic process.